Dryobates pubescens (Downy woodpecker) is the source of this 957-nucleotide messenger RNA. RefSeq names its product D-aminoacyl-tRNA deacylase 2 (gene DTD2). Gene Ontology annotation, molecular function: D-tyrosyl-tRNA(Tyr) deacylase activity. Gene Ontology annotation, biological process: tRNA metabolic process. The record is from RefSeq and is a predicted model, not a curated record. NCBI's taxonomy places the organism in Eukaryota, Metazoa, Chordata, Aves, Piciformes, Picidae. Gene Ontology annotation, cellular component: cytoplasm. The coding region runs from base 223 to 726 and encodes 167 amino acids. The transcript is spliced from 3 exons.
CCAGUCAUUCCCCCACGGGAUGGUGGCGCUAGCGUCCAGUCCUACUCCGCUGCGGUCCCCCCGCGCUUCCAGCCGCCUCCGAUCGCAGCCUGUGACGCGAGGGCUCCUCUGGAGACGGGGUGCCGAAGCCAGCAGCCUGCGGCGCCGGAAAGGCGUUACCCGGCUUCAGCGACCGGCCUCAGUACCGUGCCCGCCCCGUCUGCAAGCCGCACGGGGCCCGUGAUGGCGGCGGCGCGGCCAGUGCUGGCUCGGGCUCUGCUGCAGCAGUGCGUGUCCGCCCGGCUGCAAGUGAAGCCGCCUGAGCACGGCUCCGAGGCCGAGUGGGUGGAGAUCCAGAGAGGACUUGUUAUCUACAUAUGCUUCUUCAAAGGUGCUGAUGAGGAUCUUGUUCCAAAAAUAGUCAGCACACUGCUGAGUGUUAAAUUAAGUGAAACUGAAAGCGGCGAGUACAUUUCUGUUCUGAAUUUACCAGGCGAUGUGCUAAUCAUACCACAAGCCACCCUGGGCGGUAAACUGAAGGGAAGAAGGAUGCAGUACCAUGCAAAUAUUGAAAAAGAGAAAGGGCUGGAACUUUAUUCUCAGUUUGUGACUUUGUGUGAAAAAGAACUGGCUGGCAAUGCCAGAUGCAGGGAAGCAGGUGUUCUUGUCAAGCACGGUACGUAUGGAAACAGGCAGGUGUUAAAGCUGGAUACAAAUGGACCUUACACUCAUCUGAUUGAAUUUUGAAAAAAAUAAGUGAUAACCUGGGUACAGAACUGGCUUGCAAGUGAUGUUUGUUCAUUUUUAAUGUCUAAGCAUUAAUGUUCUUAAAUGGUUUGGGAGAUAAGAGUGUGAGAAAGAUUUUCACUCAUCUGUACUGGUGUUGCCAAUGCCAUUAAAUAGAAGGAUGCCUGAGACUACUUUGCAAUAAUGAGUAUGUGGUUUAUGUACAUUCUCAUCUGAAGUGUGCUCCAAAUA